Molecule: messenger RNA, 840 nt
Organism: Punica granatum (pomegranate)
Lineage: Eukaryota; Viridiplantae; Streptophyta; Magnoliopsida; Myrtales; Lythraceae
Source: RefSeq, a predicted model, not a curated record
AUAAAUGAAAAUCGAGUGUAAACUCUCAGUUGAGCUUGAGACGACGUUUGAGUGCAAUAUAUAAAGUUCAGAGACCGUCUCAAAGCUCUACUGAUCUCUUUCCUUUCUUUCCUCUGCUUCAUCUCCAAAAUGAGUAGGUCCAGCCGGAUGCGGGGUUCUUGGCGCUGGGACAGCUGCGAGGAUGUGCCCUUGAAUAAGUCCUUCGAGUCGGCGAGUGGGGACGAGGUGGCUCGGCCCUCAGAAGGCAAAGCCGACGAUUUGAACGAGUCAGGGGAUAAUGGCAUUAGUAAGGAUGAUGUGUACGAGAAUGUAGCAGUCAUCGUUGUUUCUAGCCGAAGGAUAAUAAAAGGGCCAGACACAGAAGAAGCAAAGAAGAAGAGCUUAUGGGUGAAGGAAUAUUUGGAAGAGGAGACAGCUGCAAGCCCUAACCCUAACCCUAACCCUAACCCUAGAAUUAUGAGAUCAUCAGCUGCACCAAAACCUGUGGAUGAAGACUUGUACAAGAUCCCACCUGAGCUCCUCUUCUCAAAACCAAAAAAGAAGAUCACAGGGCUGUGUUUCAGCUGCUUGCUGCCCGCUUGUGAUUUUUGAGAAGCUUACUACAGAUCAAAUUAAGAAGCUCAACCUUCGGAACAUGGCACAUAUAUAAAUAUAUCAUGAAAAACUGUUCGUUCUAGCGCCUUUGAUCAGGUGCGCUGUUGAUAGAUCGCGUGUUAGUGACUGUUAAUAUAAGAAUUUCAUGUACUCACAAAGUUUAUUGAACGCGGUUAUCACCGAUUCGGUAUAUCCAUAUAUGUACUUCUUGUCUCGCCGAGAUCUCUAAUAUAAAGAGCUUCUUUA